CCGAAUUGCUUAUAGUAUCCAUCGCGAGGGACGACAGGCGACCAGACCGGAGCCUCGCUGCAGGGACCAACGGCCGGCUUUAAACAUUGUUUUAAACGAUUUUAACGCGGUUUUAAACCUUUUUAUAUCUCACUUGUUGAGCUAGCCGUUUGCCAUGCCAUCCAAGACUUCCGUGUCUCUUCCAGAGGAUGUCAGGAAAAGGCUGCAGGUGCUGGAUGAGGAUGGCUCUUCAGGCGAGGAUCAUGUGAAAGAGAAGCUCAAGUUGGUGCAGAACUUCCUGCAUGUCGACGCUCAGGACCAGCUGACCAGCCUGGAGGAGAAAAUGAAGAGUUCAGAGAUGUCAAUGGACGUUUACCUCUCCAAAGUAAAGGCCUUGCUGGGAAAAGAGCUUAAUCAUGAGAAUGGCUCACACGUUGACUGCGUUGAGCACAAUGGAAAGACUGUUUUAUCUAAUGGUUCUCACAAAGACAAGCACAGUGAAGAUGUAACCAUGGACGCACAGGAGGAGGAGGAGGAGGCUGUCAAGUUGCCAACUGCAUCAAAAGGGAAAGGUGGACGAAAGAGCAAAACAAAUUCUGACAACACAAAAUCUCCGGCCAGUACCAGAGUUACGAGAAACUCUGGGAAACAGCCCACAAUCAUGUCAAUGUUCUCUAAAGUUCAAAAGCGAAAGUCUGACGACUUGAACGGAGACGCUGCUAAUGGAGAAAAUGAAGGGAAGAAAAAGGAAGACGAUGUAGAGGAGACUCGCGAGGAGAAACGUCUCAAAGUUGAAUCGGAUGAAACUGCUGCUCCAGAAAAAUCGGAGAGUGAGAUCACCAAACCGGUCUCUGCGGCAAAGACACCGCCCCCAAAAUGUACAGACUGCAGACAAUACCUGGACGAUUCCGAUCUAAAGUUCUUUCAAGGAGAUCCUGAUACUGCGCUUGAUGAACCAGAGAUGCUGACGGACGAGCGUCUUUCCCUGUUCGACUCCAACGAGGACGGAUUUGAGAGCUACGACGAUCUGCCACAGCACAAGAUUACGAAUUUCAGCGUCUACGACAAGCGUGGCCACCUCUGUCCAUUCGACUCCGGGCUGAUUGAGAAGAAUGUGGAGCUCUACUUCAGCUGCGUUGUCAAACCAAUCUAUGAUGACAACCCGUGCUUGGAUGGUGGAGUUCCUGCCAAGAAGCUUGGACCCAUCAAUGCUUGGUGGAUUACUGGGUUUGAUGGUGGCGAAAAGGCUUUAAUUGGUUUCACAACAGCUUUUGCUGAUUACAUCCUGAUGCAGUCCAGUGAGGAGUACGCACCCAUCUUUGCUGUGAUGCAGGAGAAGAUCUACAUGAGCAAGAUCGUGGUGGAGUUUCUCCAGAAGAAUCCUGAUGCUUCUUAUGAGGACCUUCUCAACAAGAUUGAGACAACAGUCCCUCCGGCAGGGCUGAACUUUAACUGCUUCACGGAGGACACGCUGCUGCGCCACGCCCAGUUUGUGGUGGAGCAGGUGGAGAGCUACGACGAGGCGGGCGACUCUGACGAGCAGCCCAUCAUCGUCACUCCCUGCAUGAGAGACCUGAUCAAGCUGGCAGGAGUCACUCUGGGGAAGAGCAUGCUGCUGUACUGGAGAGCAGCCAGAAGACAGGCCAUCCGCCACCCAACCAAGAUCGAGAAGGACAACAAGGGCCCGACUAAAGCGACCACUACCACGCUGGUGUACCAGAUCUUUGAUACCUUCUUCUCUGAACAGAUUGAGCAGAACGAUAAAGACGGUGCUGGGGCCAAAAGGCAGCGCUGUGGUGUCUGUGAGGUUUGCCAAGCUCCGGAUUGUGGGAAGUGUCCAGCUUGCAAGGACAUGAUCAAAUUUGGGGGAGGUGGCAAAAGCAAGCAGGCCUGUAAGCAGAGAAGAUGCCCAAACCUCGCAGUAAAGGAGGCUGAAGAUGAUGAGAUUGUUGAAGAGGAAGAUGUUCCAGUGGAGAAGCCAAAGAAAGUGUCUCACCCGAAGAGGAAGAAGCAGACCCAGUGCAAACUGUCCUGGAUCGGAGAGACCGUUCAGACUGAAGGAAAGAAGCGUUACUACCGGAAGGUCUGCGUGAACGACGAGGUGUUGGAGGUGGGCGACUGCGUCUCUGUUUCAUCAGAGGACCCAUCGCUGCCUCUGUAUCUGGCACGGAUCGCAUCAAUGUGGGAGGACAACAAUGGCCAGAUGUUUCAUGCCCACUGGUUCCAUCGUGGGACCCAAACUGUGUUGGGAGAAUCCUCCGAUCCACUGGAGCUCGUCAUGGUGGACGAGUGUGAAGACAUGCUGCUCAACUACGUGCAGGGAAAAGUCAACGUCAUGUACAAGGCCCCGUCCGACAACUGGUUCAUGGAGGGAGGCAUGGAUUUGGAAAUCAAGGUGAUUGACGACGACGGGAAGAGUUUCUUUUAUCAGUUCUGGUACGACACGGACUGCGCCCGCUUUGAGACGCCUCCCAAGACCUCGGCAUCGGAAGACUGCAAGUUCACCUUCUGUUUAAGCUGCGUUCGGGCCCAAGAGAGGGAGGAACGGGAAAGGCCUCGUGCAUUUGAUCCCAUAGCAGACCAGGACCAUGACUCCAAGGUUCUCUACGCUCUGGCCUGCUUCCAGGGGGAGCAGUUCAAAGUGGGAGACAGUGUCUACAUGCAUCCAGACGCUUUCAAUUUCAGUGUGAAGCCAGCGAGUCCAGUGAAGCGCUCUCAUAGGAAGGAGGACGUGGAUGAGGACUUGUACCCGGAAUACUACCGGAAGUCCUCGGACUACAUCAAGGGGUCAAACCUGGACGCUCCGGAGCCCUUCCGCAUCGGGCGCAUCAAGGAGAUCUUCUGUCAGAAACGCGGCAACGGGAAAUGCGACACCUCGGAGGUCAAACUGCGACUCUACAAGUUCUACAGGCCUGAGAACACUCACAAAGGUGUCAAAGCCAGUUACCACGCAGACAUCAACCAGCUGUACUGGAGUGACGAAGAGGUCACCGUCAACAUGGCGGACUUGCUCGGCCGCUGCCAAGUAGAAUAUGCGGAAGACCUGAAUGAAUCGGUCCAGGACUAUUCCAGUGGUGGAACUGACCGCUUCUAUUUUCUGGAGGCCUAUAAUGCAAAAUCAAAGAGCUUUGAAGAUCCUCCAAACCAUGCACGCUCUGUUGUGCAUAAAGGCAAAGGAAAGGGCAAAGGGAAAGGUAAAGGCAAAGGAAAAGCUGCUGCACAGGAACAGCAGGACUCUCAGAGCGACGCACAGACGGUCAAAGUGCCCAAAUAUCGCGCCCUGGACGUGUUUUCUGGCUGCGGCGGACUCUCCGAAGGCUUCCACCAGGCCGGUAUGACUGAGACUCUGUGGGCCAUAGAGAUGUGGGAGCCGGCAGCACAGGCCUUCAGGCUCAACAACCCCGGUACCACGGUGUUCACGGAGGACUGCAACGUGCUGCUCAAGCUGGUCAUGUCGGGAGAGAAGACCAACUCUCUGGGCCAGAAGCUGCCUCAGAAGGGCGACGUGGAGAUGCUGUGCGGAGGGCCGCCUUGCCAAGGCUUCAGCGGCAUGAACCGCUUCAACUCUCGCACCUACUCAAAGUUCAAGAACUCCCUGGUGGUCUCUUAUCUCAGUUACUGUGACUACUACAGACCAAAGUUCUUCCUGCUGGAGAACGUGAGGAACUUUGUCUCCUUCAAAAGCUCGAUGGUCCUGAAGCUGACUCUUCGCUGUCUGGUGCGCAUGGGCUACCAGUGCACCUUCGGGGUCCUUCAGGCCGGUCAGUACGGCGUCGCCCAGACGCGCCGCAGGGCCAUCAUCCUGGCUGCUGCUCCCGGGGAGAAGCUGCCCCGCUACCCCGAGCCUCUGCACGUGUUCGCUCCCAGAGCGUGUUCCCUCAGCGUGGUGGUGGACGAGAAGAGACACGUCAGCAAUGUCACACGAGGUAACGGCGGGAUCUACAGAACCAUCACGGUCAGAGACACCAUGUCUGACCUGCCAGAGAUUCGCAAUGGUGCCGCUGGGCUGGAGAUCUCCUACAACGGAGAGCCUCAGUCUUGGUUCCAGAGGCAGAUCAGAGGGACCCAGUACCAGCCCAUCCUCAGGGAUCACAUCUGCAAGGACAUGAGCGCGCUGGUUGAAGGCCGCAUGCGUCACAUCCCGUUGGCCCCCGGCUCCGACUGGAGGGAUCUGCCCAACCUGGAGGUUCGGCUCAAAGAUGGCUCCAUGACCAAGAAACUGCGCUACUCUCACGCGGAUAAGAAGAACGGGCGCAGCAGCACCGGCGCGCUCAGAGGGGUUUGCACCUGUUCAGGAGGUACUCCGUGCGACCCCGCUGACCGGCAGUUCGGCACCCUGAUCCCGUGGUGUCUCCCCCACACCGGGAACCGCCACAACCACUGGGCCGGCCUCUACGGCAGGCUGGAGUGGGACGGCUUCUUCAGCACGACCGUCACCAACCCGGAGCCCAUGGGCAAGCAGGGUCGUGUUCUGCACCCCGAGCAGCACAGAGUGGUCAGCGUGAGGGAGUGUGCUCGCUCUCAGGGAUUCCCCGACACGUACCGCUUCUUUGGAAACAUCCUGGACAAACACAGACAGGUCGGCAACGCGGUGCCGCCUCCGCUCUCCAGAGCCAUCGGCCUGGAGCUGAAGAAGUGUGUCCUGGAGAGGAUGAAGGAGGAACAAGCAUCAGACGCUGUCAAACAAGAGAAGAUGGAGGGCUCUGACUAGUUCCCCUGCAGCAAGAAUCGGUUCCAAUAUUUCUGUCAACUGACUGGUCUUUAACGGUGUCACUCUAUGACGUUCAAUGUUUUUGUUUUAACUGCUUUUAAUCAUGUGGAACAAAUUGUAUGUAGUUUUUAUAUGUAAUAUUUCAAAUAAAGCUCUUAUGAAA
Pungitius pungitius (ninespine stickleback) is the source of this 4853-nucleotide messenger RNA. It is a transcript of the gene dnmt1, whose product is annotated as DNA (cytosine-5-)-methyltransferase 1. Gene Ontology annotation, cellular component: nucleus. NCBI's taxonomy places the organism in Eukaryota, Metazoa, Chordata, Actinopteri, Perciformes, Gasterosteidae. The transcript has 35 exons. Gene Ontology annotation, biological process: negative regulation of gene expression via chromosomal CpG island methylation. The record is from RefSeq and is a predicted model, not a curated record. Gene Ontology annotation, molecular function: chromatin binding; zinc ion binding; DNA (cytosine-5-)-methyltransferase activity. Bases 155 to 4690 code for a protein of 1511 amino acids.